Messenger RNA from Symbiodinium sp. CCMP2456, 429 nucleotides. NCBI's taxonomy places the organism in Eukaryota, Dinophyceae, Suessiales, Symbiodiniaceae. The record is from the annotation of a GenBank genome assembly.
GCGUCCUGGGAGGACCCUUCGAUCCUUCAGGUCCUCGCAGAGCCUUCGUUGGUACGAGCGGUUGAGGAGAUCCAUGAGAACCGGGACAACCUCGGAAAGUACAAGGAGGUCAAUGAGGUCGUCCUUGCAGUUCGCAAGGUCGAUUCUUUGACUGGCCUGACGGGCGAAGAGGUCCCAUCCCUUCCUGAGGUACCGGCGCAGAUCACUCCCGGCUACUUCGACGUUGAGGACUGGGACCAGCUGCGAUGGUACGAGAAGGACUGGCGCAUCGGCCGCCGUCUCCAGGAAAAGGGCUUCUGUAUCCUCAAGGGCAGCCUCAGCAGCGACGAGCGGCAACGUGCGGUGGCGCAGGCUGACGAGCUACGUCGAAGAGGCGGCUUCGAGAGGCUUCCCCGCGAGGUCAUCAGCGGCUACUUCGGCGAGGGGUCC